CAAGCACGGCACCAUCGAGGCAAAAAGCCUUAAAAACCAAGGAACUUGCAAUCGUUGAUCCCUUCUGUCUCGCAUUGUACCGUACCCUUCAGUGCAGCCAACGAAACGAAACGAAACGCAACGCAACGCAACGCAAACCGAAGGGGUGAGUACAGUUUUCCCUUGUCGCAGAGCACCCGCACCGCACCGCACCGCACCGCACAACGAAAAUACACACGCCUUAAAAAUACAUACUUCUUGAUUCUUUCGUUUGGAAAGAAGAAAGGAAGACGGUACCCGACUUUGGCGCAGUACCUUUAAAUUUUKAACGAGUGCAUUACAUUCUGUACCGUKGACCAAGGGUUCUCUCGGCGCAGUCGUGGCAUCAUACUUUGACAUUCAUACUASAUCCUCCGUCACCAAAGAACAAGCAUCMCGAACAKCACUUUGAAYACUUAUAACGCAAUUCAAUCMASGAAGAACACGUGACAGUAUGGUUUCCACACAAUUMAACCACCACAACAGGGUCGGCACCGGCGGGAGUUGCACUGGAAGCAAGAAUGGCUGCGCAAACAUCACCAUCAACGUUCCGGGCAGCUACAACAACACGAGCAAUCACCAGAACAGCGGAGGCAACGGCAACAGCAAYCAUACCGUAAACAACAACGGGAAGAACAUGCACUCCGAGGUGGGCAUGGCGGCCCCCGUAAGUAUUUUAGUACUCGUGAUCGUGAUGGUGCUCGUGAUCGUGCUCGUGAUCGUACUUGUGUUUCGAUAGUAGGCUUGUGGUAGAAUCGAUAUCGAUCCGAUGGAAUUCACAGGAAUGCAUUCGAUGGAAUCCAUUGGUUUUCACGAGCGAUGGUUCGUUCGGUUCCUGGAUCGGUGCAUGAACAUGGACUGCGUACAUACACAUACUCGAGAGCACACGGUCUUGCUCGGGUAAAAAAACAAAUGGAGCAAACACCAUAACAACGGAGAGGGUAUGUUUCGGUGCAACACAACCUCUGGAAGCAUCAGAAACUGCCRGACUGAUGGAUGGGUGUGGUGGAGAACGGUAUUUCUUCAAACCAAGURAAGUACCGCACGAACCAAUCAUCCUGGGAACGAACGAACGAACGAACGAUCUGCCCGGAUUCGGAAAAAACGCAUCGGCUGGGAUGGCCUCUGGUGGAAGAGAGGAAGCCACGAGUGUUGCGGAAAGCGACGAUCGUGUUGCGUGGAACAAGCACAGCACUUUUGAAUGUUGGAACGAACGAUGCGGUCCAUCGCUGUCAGCCAACCAAUGCAUCACAUCCACCCGUCCAUCGUUUGGUCCUACCACGAGGUCUGGGACGGGAGGAACCAGAUCUCUCGAUCUCUCUUUGGCACCUACAAUGCCUUCCGUUUCAAACCAUUUGUUGUCCUCGAGCGUCUCCUCUCGAUUUGUCUACGGGACCSGACUCCCCAUUCUUUCCUUUCACUGCCCAUUCGUCGUUGCCGGAGCCAAAUCUCACCAGGCCUGUUUGCUUCCAUUUUCUUGUAACUCGCUCUCUCUCUUUCUCUAACGCCCCGUUCGCYGGGCAGUCCGAGUACCGGAAGUAUCAAGAGUACGACAUUGCGGUCGAUCCGGAACAGGAUGACAAGGCCACCGAGAUCAAGCUUUGCUCGCUGGCAAAGCCCCACAUGAUGGCCUUUCACUGUUCCUGGUGGGGAUUCUUUGUGGCCUUUUUCAUUUGGUUCGCMAUCUCCCCCCUCCUCAGCGAGAUCCGGGAGGAUCUCGGGCUCUCGGACCAGGCCAUUUGGAACUCCAACAUUACCAGCGUUGCCGGAACYAUCUUUAUGCGCAUCGUCCUCGGUCCCKCCUGCGACAAGUGGGGAGCUCGAAUCCCCAUGGCCGUGGUACUGGUCCUGUGCUCGAUACCCACCGCCCUUACGGGCUUUGUCAACUCGGGCAUCGGCCUGGCCUUUUUGCGGUUGUUCAUUGGCUGUGCCGGUGGAACCUUUGUCAUGUGCCAGUAUUGGACGUCCCGGAUGUUUGCAACGGAGGUGGUGGGCACGGCCAACGCCCUCGUAGGAGGAUGGGGAAACCUCGGGGGUGGCGUCACGCAGCUGGUGGUCGGAGCRGGCCUCUUUCCCCUCCUCAAGCUCUGCUUCAACGGGGACGCCACCAWGGCCUGGCGCACCGUGAGCGUCUUUCCGGCGAUACUCGCCGUCUUUACGGGAUACAUGAUCUACAAGAUCGSCGACGAUUGCCCSAAGGGAAACUACGCCGAUCUCAAGCGCCACGGRUCGAUGCAGGAGCGGUCCGCCGCCUCCUUUUUUCGACAGGGGUGCUGCAACUUUAACACCUGGAUCCUCUUUGUUCAGUACGCCUGCUGCUUUGGAACCGAGCUCACCAUGAACAACGCUGCGGCCCUGUACUUCAAGGACAAGUUCGACCUCAACACGGAAACCGCUGCGGCGAUUGCCAGCAUCUUUGGGUGGCUCAACAUUUUUGCUCGUGGGUUAGGUGGAUACUGCUCCGAUCGGGCCAACGGCAACUGCGGGAUGAGGGGAAGGCUCUGGGUCCAGACGGGAUGCCUCGUCGCCGAGGGCGCCCUGGUCCUSUUCUUUGCCCAGACCCAGUCCCUUACGUCGGCCAUUGUCGUCAUGAUUUUCUUUUCGCUCUUUGUGCAGGCCGCGGAGGGCUCUACCUACGGCAUUGUUCCGUACGUCGAUCCCCCCUCCACCGGUGCGAUUGCCGGAAUCGUCGGUGCCGGCGGAAACACCGGCGCCGUCUGCUUUAGCAUCGGCUUUCGGCAGCUCGACUACAAGAACGCCUUUACCAUCAUGGGCUUUGCGACGCUCGGGGCCGCCUUUUUCUCGGUCUUUAUCCUGGUCAAGGGCCACGCGGGCAUGUUUUGUGGCAAGGACGAGCACCACCAGCAAACGGUCACCGAGGAGCUCUUUACGCCGUACAACGUUCAGGGCCGAAAGAGGGGCAAUGGCUCUCUGAUGCUGCCUUCGCGGUGCCCCUCGAACGACCUGGAUUCCUCAUCCUCCUCGUCGGAUUCCUCUCGCAGCGAUGGGGAAGCAGAGCACGAUGGGUACCUGCAGCCGCACUCGGCGACGUCGACAUCGUCGUCCUCGAGCGACCACUCUCCCCUCCAGGACUUUGGGAUGAUACCGAUCGAGGAGGAAGACGAGGAAACCUCCAGCGAGGUUGGMGAUUCGGCGGAAACAGAAGAAAAAGGCGACGGAACAACAMCGACGACACCCGCACCGAGCGCGGGGGAACCGUAGAGAAUCCAGCUCCUUCUUGUUCCACCGAUCGAAAGAACCAUCCCAGCAGGCGGUGCUGAUCACCGUACCGGGAACAGCGAUCCCAGAAAGGAUCGUUCGACUCUGACGAAGUGCAACCGAAUCAAAGGCAAUCGAUUCGAUCCCUCUUUUGUAGGCAGCACUCGACAGCUACCGCUACCAACCACUACGUACAUUACAACAUCCCACCGCGCUACACUUCACUCCAACAAUUCCACAACCACCACCGCCAUUGUACAGUAAACAAACAAACCAGCACUGUUCCAUUCAUGUUUGCGUUUCGGAAACAAACCGCCAUCAGAUUGCUUUCGAGACGCACAACACCAACUCUACAUUUUGCAACGCAAAUGCCAAUUGUCGUUCGAAUUUUUUAUUUAUUUUUUUUGUAUCGAUACAAAUCCAUAACGUUUCUACCGUUAGAUCUACAUUUUUAUACUUUUUUCACUUCGAAUMUUCUAAUGGUCUACAUAGAUAGAAAUGGUGUAAACUUCGUGGACGAUGAUUUCUACGAGUAACAAUAUCAUUCAAGCGGUGAAACAAACAAAAGCGGGAUCCAUAAUAUUCCAGUGAACAGCUAGAUUUCCGUUGGGUGCAACGMAAUUUUUCAGCAGAACUGUAUUGAUGAUGUGGUUGCUAACUCUGAUUUUACCGGUCGGUCUYAUUAAGCAGUAUCGUGAUUGUUGMUUGUUUCGUCUGUACACUACUCCCUACUUCCCCCCCCGGCCGCCGCUACCCCAGAUGUGUGGGAAGCGUGGUAGUAAGAAGCCUUCAUCAUUUUCAUCACAGUCUCCGCCGCUGACCACGAUGGCAGCAGAUCGCUGUCCUUGUUGUUGGUUGCGGCAAAGGCAACAGUACUUGCAGUGGCAGUGGUGUCCGUGCCAACUUUUUCGUCAUGGGGUAACGGAAGAAUGUAGCCGCCGCCAAAGGUAUCUCCGGAAUGUUGUUGAACGACUGCUGCUUCCCUCCCGAGACAGGAAACAUUGACGUCAGGAUUCCUCCUAUAUAGCACGGAAGAGUUGUGCCGAUUAGGUACCGACGGAGCAAGCGGUGCUCUCGCAGCGGGUCGAAUCGAAGAAUGUUGCUGCCGAUGGUGACAAUGCUGAUCAUGUUGCGUUCGUUUUCGACGACGAAAGACGUUUCUGUCCAUCGAUGUGCAUCUUCUAGUAGUUGCUAUUGUCACACUUCUCAUGGUGACUGUUGUGAUUGUUUCUGAAGUCUUUGGGUCUUUACACCAAGCUGUGAUGAUAUUACGUACUUCUAUGUGAUCUUUCUUUGAACGUGUAACCUAAAGGUAGCUACUAUUUCUGGAUUUUAGUUGCAUAGACCGAAGGCAUGGUUUCUACAUGGAUUCGUAAAAACAGUGUGUUUGUGUUGAAAAAGGUUGAUACGUAAGUCAGUAUUGUYUCGUUCGACUCCGAGUUUUUAGCAAGACUUCGGCUUUAGAUAAGUAAUGAUAGAGCUUUAAUGCCAAUAACCGUAAUCUACUUUAUCGUCUUUCUUCCGUACGAUACAGCAGUGCUGGCAGGAGCUGUACGUGAAUCAGUUCAUCAACUCCGUCAGCUCCUACUGAUCCCAAGUUCGYACGUACUUCGUGGUAUCGCGCACCGAUGACAAACCCAAAUACGAAAAGAAAAAAUACUUUCUUCAGUCGUGGACCAACGAUCUUGAUCGUCCCUCGCUGAUUCCAAGAGAAGUAUUUCUGUCAACACUAGCUUUCCUACUACUGAUGUCGUUUUGUCAAGUACCUCUAUUGUAAACAAUUCAAUAGCAAGAAUGAAUUGUAUUGCGCAAUCCGUUGGUACUAGUGAUGCAAUGAGAGUUGAGGAAUGAAAGAUUGAUGAUUUGCACAAUGAACAAUCCUUCAUGGGUCGUUCACUAGAGCGACUGGGUCACUCUUUCAAAGUCUUUAUGAAAUGCUUAAUUUCCGACUCAGUUGUGAUGUCUCAUUCUGCUAUGCUCGAAUGCUUCGGAUACAACGUAACAUGCUUGGUAACGUUCAAGAAUGUCGGAUCCCUAGCAUAUGACUUAAAAGGAUACGAYGACAAUGCGAUUGCCUUUUUGAUGAAGCUCGCACAAGUUCCCAUAGCAGCUACCAAUAAUUAUGUCAUAGGUGGACUCGUUCCAAUUGUUCUAAACACGGUAUUUCGCAAACCAAGAAAAAUCUUAUCUUCGGCAAUGACAAGAGGCUUUAGUGUUAUCACUGGAAUUUUUUUAUUUUUGCUUUGGACAGACGGCAACAACGAAAUUCCUUCGUUDUUGCUAGGGGCAAAAUGGAGCGGCGAGAAGGCCACUCGGAUCAAGUGGGUGACUUCUGUACUCGCAGGCUGGUUCUUCUUCGCAGAAGUGCUAAGASUGAAGAAAGUAUCUAAGUUUGCAAAUUUUCUUUUGACGAUGCUGGUUGUUGGAAUAGCACUGAACUCAAUAUUCAAUUGAUGCUGGGCGGAAACGAAAGGAAGUAUGAAUUUGUGGUAUGGAAUUAGUUGUACCAAAUAAAAGU
This is a messenger RNA of Pseudo-nitzschia multistriata, 5755 nucleotides long. The record is from the annotation of a GenBank genome assembly. NCBI's taxonomy places the organism in Eukaryota, Bacillariophyta, Bacillariophyceae, Bacillariales, Bacillariaceae.